Colletotrichum chrysophilum is the source of this 573-nucleotide messenger RNA. RefSeq lists its product as uncharacterized. The transcript has 2 exons. Lineage: Eukaryota; Fungi; Ascomycota; Sordariomycetes; Glomerellales; Glomerellaceae. Bases 1 to 573 code for a protein of 190 amino acids. The record is from RefSeq and is a predicted model, not a curated record.
AUGCAGCUUUCUCUCAUCGUCCUCGCCGCCGGCGCCGGUGCUGCCAUGGCAGCCCCCCAGCUCGCCCCCCGCCAAAACGCCUGCUUCAUCGUCGGCAACACCGUCCUGCCCCAAGAAGUCUCCGACGCCGUCACCUCGCUCCAGAACAAAGUGACCUGCGACACCUCCAAGAAGACGCUCUCCGGCGUCCCCGACGUCUCCGCCGGCAGCGUCAAGUUCUCCUCCAUCAACUUCGCCGACGCCAAGGGCCAGACGCCGCUCGCCUUCGCCCUCGACAAGUUCGCCACCACGGAGCCGCUCGCGUCCAACGACCUGGCCACCUUCCAGAACCAGCUCGACGCCUACGUGGCCACCGAGGCCGGCAUCCGCAGCGUCGGCGGCAACCUGGCGAUCAAGGUGCCCAAGUUCUUUCUGAGCAUGCAGGUGCAGCGGAUCGCGACCGCGCAGGGAAACCCGCCCACGGCGGCGGGGCAGCAGGUUGACCAUCUGAGGGACAAGGUGCUGAAGAACGCGCCCAAGGAGGAUAAGGCGCUGCUGGACCAGGUUACUGCGCUGGCGGCCAAGACUACCUAA